CCUAUUGUAUGCUUGAAACUGCUGCUGGUGGUAGUGGUAAUAACGCUGGAGGGUGGUACGAUAUAUCACACCGAUCACCAGUGGCUAUGUCCCUGAACGCUCCAUCUCCAGUACAGCCGCCUCCGCCGCCGCCCACGCGAUCAUCGGAUCCCUUCACUAGUCAGCCCUUUCCACAGCAGGGCCUUGACGCUUCUUUUUUUGAUUAUGACGAUGGUGGUGCUGGGAUGGUUGUCGCGGAUGAUGAUGAUGAUCCUCUUGCUGAGGAUCCCGAGUCACCACCUGGAGGAGCAUGGAAAUUGCUAUACUUACAGGAUCAGUGGCAACAGUUGCAUAAUGCCUUGAGGAUAUGUGCUGAGCAGAUAGGUGUUAAUGCAGCCCAGUUAGCGUCUGAUACGAUACCACUUAGCAGGUUUGAUAAGGUAUCAACAUCUCUGCGUAACCUCCUUAAACAAGUGGAGGAUUUUUGUAAACAGUUGGAGGACCAAAUAGAUACCAUCACUCCUGAGUUUGAUAGGUUCUAUCGCCUAGUGCAAGGGUAUGAGGAUGAAGUAAGCUCCUAUAAGGCAGCGCGGCAACAGGCUGUUGAGGCUCUCGAUAAGGUUACUAAUGAGAGGGAUCAUGCACGGAAGAUGCAGAAGCUGGAGGCGGAUACUAAGGAGAGGAUAGCCAAGCUGUUGGAUAUUGAAGGGAAGGCGAAGGUUGAGGCACUGGCCUUGUUGGAGACAGCUAAGAAGGACCGUGAUAGAGCACUGCUUAAGGUACAGUCCGAACAGGCUGAUAAAGCCGCUGCACUAAAGCUAGUAGAGGAGGCGACAGCGGCUCAGCGUGCAGCUGUUGCUGCAUCAGAGAAGGAUAAGCAGUUGCGGGAGACUGCUCAAAAACAGGCAGAUGAUGAGAGGAGGCAGCGAAGGGAAACAGAGAAGACUUUGGAGACUGAGAAGAAGGCUCGGGAUGAGGUCGCCCAAAAGUUGGAGGAUGAGAAGAAGCUACGAGCAGACCAGGACCUUAGUGUCGAGGAGUCUCAGAAGAAGAUAGAUGAGCUGCAGAGCGCUAUCGAUAAGGCUGUGGCUGAUAGGGAUGAGGCCGUGUCCCGGAUAGAGGCUGCUGAGAAGGCUGCUGAUGAGGCGGAGGAUGCCCAGAAGAUCGAUAUGCAUAUGCGACAGAAGGCAGAGGCCUCUUUAGAAGACUUCAAGCAGAAGCUUAAGGAGGCGCAGGAUAAGGCAGCCCAGAUGAAGGAAGCAUCUGAUUCCCUGGAUGCAGUCACUGCCGAGAGGGAUAAGCUGCAUACUGAUCUAGAGGCGGCUCAGAAGGCACAGGAGGAUCUCAACGCUAAGUUCAAGGAAGCAUCCGAACAGAUAGCACAAUUGAGUAAGGAUGCUCAAGAGCUCCCUCAAGUGAAGGAGAAGCUUCAACAGAUGGAGGCUGAACUGAAGAAGGCUAAAGAGACCACUGACGCUGCUGUGAAGGAGAAGGCUGAUGCCGAUGCUGCUGCAGCUAAGGCUAGUGAUAGAGCGAAAACAGCAGAGCAGUCAGCUACUGAGUCUAAAGGCCGAUUAGAAGGGCUCCAGCAAGUGUUGUCUGGGGAGAGGCAGAAGUUGCAAAGUCUUCAACAAGAGUUGGAGAACGUCAAUAAUGAGCUUACCCAGACCAAACAGCAACUCGAUACUGAGAAGACGGCUCGAGCCCAGGCUGAGAAGGAUCUCAAGGCUCUGAAUACUCAAGUACAGCAGAAGGAUAAGGACCUUACACAGGCCCAGGCCCAGCUGAAGGCUGUACAGAUAGAGAAGGAACAGUUGCAGAAGAAGGCGGAAGGUGGGAGUUGCCUUAUGGGUAGUUCUUCGUCGUAUAUGAUGAUGAGCUCAGAUGGGCGCAAUGCUAAGGAGGAUCUCACACGGCAACUUGCUGAUGAGAAGAAGAACAGUGCUGCUGCAAAGAGAGAUGCUGAUAAGCUAGCUGGGCAGGUGGAUGACUUGAACCAGAGAGUUGCGGAGGCUAAGAAUGAGGUUAAGGAGGCUAAGGCCCAGACGGAGGCCGAGAAGAAGGAGCAUGCUCAGACAUAUAAGGCUUACGAGAAGGAGAAGGCUGAUAGGGAGAAGGCUGUAGCCAAGGUCAACGAAGCGGAGGGCAAAGCUAAUGAGGCAACUAAACAGACACAGGCCGAGGUAGAGCAGCACAAGCAGACUCAGAAGGCGUACGAGGCCGAGAAACAAGCUCGUCAACAGGCAGCAGCAGAGGCAGAGAAACAGAGUCGGGCUGCUGCUGAGGCCCAGGCUAGAGCUAAUGAGGCAGAGCAACAAGGCAAGGCUCUUGAUAGAGAGCUUGCUGGUUUACGGAAGCAAGUGGAAGAUCUGAACCGUGCUAAGAGCGACCUCGUGGAGCAGAUGAGGACUCUGACGGCUAAGUCGAAGGAGACGGAAAGCAAGCUGAAUCAGAAGAUUAAGGAGGUUACUGAUGCCAAGGCACAGGCGGAUAAGGAAGCUGCAGCACAGAAGUCUCGGGCAGACUCUCAGAAGGCUACGAAUGACAAGAUGCAGAAGCAAAAGCAACAGACUGAUGCUGAUUUGGCCAAUACUACUAAGGAACUGGACACGCAAAAGGAACAACGGGCUGAGCUGGAGAAGCAAUUAGAUGCUUCCAACCGACAGAAGGAGAGGGCUGAGAGGGCUUAUGAGGAUCAGUUGAAUACCCAACAGGAGCUACAGAGGCAAAUCGAUGAGAUGAAGGCUCAGCAGGCAAAGGCGCAGAAGGAUGCCGAGAUGGAGCGGAAGAGACAACAUGAUAUGGCAGAUCAGUUGAAGCAAGAGAGGGAUCAGGCAUUUGCUCAGCUGCAUCGACAGCAGUCUUUAGCUGCUUCGACUACUACUCCUCCUCCUACCGCUGCCGCUACCCCAGGCAACAUCCAGUAUCCAAUGAAUCAGCCGCAACAUAUGAUGAUGCCGACGGGUUCAUGGUCAGCAGCACCUCAGCAAUACCCCCAGCAGCAGAUGGCCUGGGGAGCAUCUCCUAGUCAAGUGCAGGGAGGCUAUGCAGUACCUCCUCCCCAGACUCUACCACCGACCCAGCCACAGAUGAUGCCAUCAGUGCAACAGGCUCCUCCACCACCAGCAGCUCACAACGCUGCGCCUUCGCCGUCUAAUCCACCGUCAUCCACACAGUCUCCUGAUGCGAAGCAAAACUCGGCCAAAGCCGAUACACCUCAUUGAGAUGCUGGGGAGUAGAGGUCGAGCUGAAGGCCAGGGCGAUGAGAGCCUAUUGAUGCUCGGAUCUCAGAGUUUCACUUUCAUAGUACUAUGUCAAUUGCCGGC
This is a messenger RNA of Perkinsus marinus ATCC 50983, 3305 nucleotides long. RefSeq lists its product as hypothetical. The transcript has 27 exons. NCBI's taxonomy places the organism in Eukaryota, Perkinsozoa, Perkinsida, Perkinsidae. Bases 9 to 3203 code for a protein of 1064 amino acids. The record is from RefSeq and is a predicted model, not a curated record.